AGGGGACAGGUCCCAGGGAAGCCCCGGACUCCUAGAGGGGAGGCCAGGUGGGGUCCCUGGUGACCAGGACAGACUGUGGUGUUUUUUAACGUAAGGGAGAUAUGCUACAUGACAGACCCCCGGGGUGCUGCGCACCGCCUGGUGGCAGGCGGGCAGUGGUGGGCGCUCACGCCCCUGCCACGUGCCCAUCAUGUGCCUGCCCUCAGUGGGAGGGGCUCCGAGGAUGACUUUUAAAAAUGCAGAGAAAGGCUCCAUUCUUCCCAGGACCUCAGCCCAACCCUGGCCCAGGGAGGCAGGAGACAGAGGCCAGGAGGGGGCCAGAGGUGUUGAAAUGUCCUGGGGACCUGAGCAGCCACCAGGGAAGAGGCAGGGAGGGAGCUGAGGACCAGGCUUGUCCACACUGGUUGUGAGAUGCCUUGAGCCCAGAGGGUUGAUGCCAGGAGGUGUCUGGACUGGCUGGGCCAUGCCUGGACUGACCUGUCCAGCCAGGGAGAGGGUGAGUGUGAGGGCAGAUCUGGGGGUGCCCAGAUGGAUGGAGGCAGGCAUGGGGGAUACCCAAGGCCCCCUGGCAGCACCAUGAGCUAAGCAGGACACCUGGAGGGGGAGACCUGUGGGGACCUGGGGGCCUCCAGUGACCCCUUCCUGCUUCCUGAACAGGACUAUGCCUGUGCAGGGAUCCCAGAGAAGACUGCUGGGCUCCCUGAACUCCACCCCCACAGCCACCCCCCACCUGGGGCUGGCUGCCAACCAGACAGGAGCCCGGUGCCGAGAGGUGUCCAUCCCUGACGGGCUCUUUCUCAGCUUGGGGCUGGUGAGCUUGGUGGAGAACGUGCUGGUGGUGACCGCCAUUGCCAAGAACCGGAACCUCCACUCACCCAUGUACUGCUUCAUCUGCUGCCUGGCCCUGUCAGACCUGCUGGUGAGCGGGAGCAACAUGCUGGAGACGGCCGUCACCCUCCUGCUGGAGGCCGGUGCACUGGUGGCCCGGGCUGCCGUGGUGCAGCAGCUGGACAAUGUCAUUGACGUGAUCACCUGCAGCUCCAUGCUGUCCAGCCUCUGCUUCCUGGGCGCCAUUGCCGUGGACCGCUACAUCUCCAUCUUCUACGCACUGCGCUACCACAGCAUCGUGACGUUGCCGCGGGCACGGCGAGCCAUCGCAGCCAUCUGGGUGGCCAGUGUCCUCUGCAGCACGCUCUUCAUUGCCUACUACGACCACGCGGCCGUCCUGCUGUGCCUCGUGGUCUUCUUCCUGGCCAUGCUGGUACUCAUGGCUGUGCUGUACGUCCACAUGCUGGCCCGGGCCUGCCAGCACGCCCAGGGCAUUGCCCGGCUCCACAAGAGGCAGCGUCUGGCCCACCAGGGCUUUGGCCUCAAAGGCGCUGCCACCCUCACCAUCCUGCUGGGUAUUUUCUUCCUCUGCUGGGGCCCCUUCUUCCUGCAUCUCACACUCAUUGUCCUCUGCCCCCAGCACCCCACCUGCAGCUGCAUCUUCAAGAACUUCAACCUCUUUCUCGCCCUCAUCAUCUGCAAUGCCAUCAUUGACCCCCUCAUCUACGCCUUCCGCAGCCAGGAGCUCCGCGGGACGCUCAAGGAGGUGCUGCUGUGCUCCUGCUCCAGCCCUGACUGCCGGCCUCAGAACUGGGAGCUGCUUCCUGGCAGGGCCCGCCUGUGCUGGGAGACCGGACGUGGGUUCAGGGCCUGCGCCAACCUUUACCUACCUCCCCCACCCAAAACCGGCAAAGCUCAGAGCACCUUUUCUGCCAAAAGACAGGGAGCUGGGAAGGGCCAAGAGGGGCUUCUAUUGUCCUCCCUGGAGCCCGGCGCCCCCACAGGCAGCUCCUCUGGGAGGCAGCCCCUCCUUUCGAGUGCGCGGGGGCCCCCAGACCGCGCCCGGCCCUGCGCUGGGGGAGGCUUGGCUGCGGGAGGGGCGCCGCAUUGCGCGCGGCGGGCGGGGACGCGCGGUGCGGGGCCUGCGGGCCGGGCGGGAUUCUGCGGCGGCGCCUCCCGAUUGGCCACCCGCGGUGACAUCAGCCGAUGCGAAGGGCGGGGCCGCAGCUAUAAGAUCGCGCGGCCGCGGUCCCCGACCCUCAGCAGCCAGCCCGGCCCGCCAGCGCCCGUCCGCAGCCGCCAGCAAGACGCGCCCAGCAUGAGGGAGAUCGUGCACAUCCAGGCCGGCCAGUGCGGCAACCAGAUCGGGGCCAAGUUCUGGGAAGUCAUCAGUGAUGAGCAUGGCAUCGACCCCAGCGGCAACUACGUGGGCGACUCGGACUUGCAGCUGGAGCGGAUCAGCGUCUACUACAAUGAGGCCUCCUCUCACAAGUACGUGCCUCGGGCCAUUCUGGUUGACCUGGAACCUGGAACCAUGGACAGUGUCCGCUCAGGGGCCUUUGGACAUCUUUUCAGGCCUGACAAUUUCAUCUUCGGUCAGAGUGGGGCUGGCAACAACUGGGCCAAGGGUCACUACACGGAGGGUGCGGAACUAGUGGACUCAGUCCUGGAUGUCGUGCGGAAGGAGUGUGAAAACUGCGACUGCCUGCAGGGCUUCCAGCUGACCCACUCGCUGGGGGGUGGCACGGGCUCCGGCAUGGGCACGCUGCUCAUCAGCAAGGUGCGUGAGGAGUAUCCGGACCGCAUCAUGAACACCUUCAGCGUCGUGCCCUCGCCCAAGGUGUCAGACACAGUGGUGGAGCCCUACAAUGCCACGCUGUCCAUCCACCAGCUGGUGGAGAAUACGGAUGAGACCUACUGCAUCGACAACGAGGCACUCUACGACAUCUGCUUCCGCACCCUCAAGCUGGCCACACCCACCUACGGGGACCUCAACCACCUGGUGUCAGCCACCAUGAGCGGGGUCACCACCUCCUUGCGCUUCCCUGGCCAGCUCAACGCUGACCUGCGCAAGCUGGCCGUCAACAUGGUGCCCUUCCCCCGUCUGCACUUCUUCAUGCCCGGCUUCGCCCCCCUCACAGCCCGGGGCAGCCAGCAGUACCGGGCCCUGACCGUGCCCGAGCUCACCCAGCAGAUGUUUGAUGCCAAGAACAUGAUGGCUGCCUGCGACCCGCGCCACGGCCGCUACCUGACGGUGGCCACUGUGUUCCGGGGCCGCAUGUCCAUGAAGGAGGUGGACGAGCAGAUGCUGGCCAUCCAGAGCAAGAACAGCAGCUACUUCGUGGAGUGGAUCCCCAACAAUGUGAAGGUGGCCGUGUGUGACAUCCCGCCCCGUGGCCUCAAGAUGUCCUCCACCUUCAUCGGGAACAGCACGGCCAUCCAGGAGCUGUUCAAGCGCAUCUCCGAGCAGUUCACGGCCAUGUUCCGGCGCAAGGCCUUCCUGCACUGGUACACGGGCGAGGGCAUGGACGAGAUGGAGUUCACCGAGGCCGAGAGCAACAUGAACGACCUGGUGUCCGAGUACCAGCAAUACCAGGACGCCACGGCCGAGGAGGAGGGCGAGAUGUACGAAGACGACGAGGAGGAGUCGGAGGCCCAGGGCCCCAAGUGAAGCUGCUUGCAGCUGGAGUGAGGGGCAGGUGGCGGCCGGGGCCAAGGUCAGCAGUGUCUGACCCCCAGAGCCAUCUUGCUGCCGACACUGUACCCUGCUUUCCCCCUUGCCCUAGGGCUCCCUUGCCACCCUCCUGCAGUAUUUACGGCCUCGUCCUCCCCACCUGGGCCAUGUGUGUGCUGCUCCUGUCUGUCUGAUUGCAGCUCCAGGCCUGACGUUUUAUGGUUUUGUUUUUUACUGGUUUGUGUUUAUAUUUUCGGGGAUACUUAAUAAAUCUAUUGCUGUCAGAUACCCUU
Molecule: messenger RNA, 3795 nt
Organism: Macaca mulatta (Rhesus monkey)
Lineage: Eukaryota; Metazoa; Chordata; Mammalia; Primates; Cercopithecidae
Gene: TUBB3
Product: tubulin beta 3 class III
Biological process (GO): microtubule-based process
Cellular component (GO): microtubule
Molecular function (GO): GTP binding; GTPase activity; structural constituent of cytoskeleton
Source: RefSeq, a predicted model, not a curated record